Chenopodium quinoa (quinoa) is the source of this 2054-nucleotide messenger RNA. RefSeq names its product DNA polymerase epsilon subunit B-like. Gene Ontology annotation, cellular component: epsilon DNA polymerase complex. The coding region runs from base 1011 to 1553 and encodes 180 amino acids. Lineage: Eukaryota; Viridiplantae; Streptophyta; Magnoliopsida; Caryophyllales; Amaranthaceae. Gene Ontology annotation, biological process: error-prone translesion synthesis; DNA-templated DNA replication. The record is from RefSeq and is a predicted model, not a curated record. Gene Ontology annotation, molecular function: DNA binding. The transcript is spliced from 5 exons.
UUGCAGUAGUUGCUAUGCGGUCGUUAACUGAAUUUUGCGACUACUAUAAUAAUCAGUUGCAAAAAAUAUUUUUGCGACAGAAAAAGACGAUUAGUCACAAAAUUUGCAACCGAAUUUAUAAUAGUUGCUAUGCGGUCGCUAAUCUGCGACGCUUUUGUAAUAGUUUGCAACUAACACGGUAGUCGCUACUAUUAUUUUUAAUAUUUAUUAAAAAAAAAAAACCCCUUAUGUCUAAAAAAAAAGGUUAUUGUCGCAAAAAAAAACAAGAAUUAUCAAUUAGUCUUAUACUCUUAUUCACCGUCAAAAACAAGAACUAUCAUACUCUUCCUCAAAAAAAAAAAAAAAAAAAAAAAAAAAAAAAAAAGGUUCAGAACUUCAAAUCAAGCAUCACCGUCGUCUUUCUCUGCUGCUGUUGCGCCACCACUACUUCACCCAGGUAAGUACGCGUUCUUCCCCUUCCUACCUUCCAUAAAAUCUAUCUCUUACUGCAUUAUGUCAAUUGCGAAAUUUAGGGUUAUCUUUGAGUUUUUUGUCCGAUUUUUUAUUUUAAUUGGGUUUCUAUUGCGAAUUGAUAUUAAUCUGAUUAUUGAUUGAAUUGCAAAUUGGUUUAAUCUGAUAAUAUCACAGAUGCGAGAAUUAUUCUUGAAAAUAAUACGAAUUUAAGUAACUAGAAUUAGGAAUUAGUAUUUCUCGAUUAUGUUUAUCGGUUAUAAGGGGUUAUUCUUAAAAAUAAUACGUAGUAAGUAACUAGAAUUAGGAAUUGCGAAUUUUAGGGUUAUCAUUGAGUUUUUUUUGUUCAAUUUUUUAUUUUAAUUUGGUUUCUAUUGCCAAUUACGAAUCCAGAAAUAUUGUUUUUUGUUUUUUUUUUUUACAUAUUGUCUUCACAUUAGAGUUACAAUUAAGCUUAGGUCUAAUUCAGUUCAGCUCUCCUCCUCUCAAUGGCCUGUGUACAUCAGGAACAAUGCAAAUAUUGGUUCACAUAUGAUAUGGAAAGAUAAGCAGUUAAUGACAUGUUUGUGGUACUUUCUGACAUAUGGCUAGAUGACGAAGAGACUAUGGUAAAGCUGAAAGAAGUUCUGGAGGGAUACGAAGCUGUGGAGGUGGUUCCUUCUUUGUUCAUAUUCAUGGGGAGUUUCUGCUCUUCCCCAUGUAAUCUAUCAUUUCAUUCUUUUGCUUCGCUUAGAUCGCAGUUUGGGAAUCUUGGUAAAAUGAUUGCUGAAUAUCCUCGAAUACUAGAGCAAAGCCGGUUUUUAUUUAUUCCUAGCAUUGAUGAUGCAUGCAGGCCCCUUGUCUGUUCUCCCAAGGUGUGCUCUUCCAAUGUAUCUAACAGAAGAACUUCAGAAAGAAAUACCAAAUGCCCUUUUUAUGAGCAAUCCUUGCUGGGAGAAUAUAUGGAAAAAAUUGAGGAAAUUAAGAACAAAGGAAUUGAGAUAAACCCCGACAAAGUCUAUUUGGAGGUUGUAGGUGGGAAAAAGAAAGGAAAAGUCUACGGUUUAGGGAGUGCUUCACAAAUAUAUUACAAGAGCGAUCCUGCUUCUCAACUUACAGCAUAAUCUUCUACUCCUUCCAUGAUUUCUCAAUUAAGCUCUCAAGUUGAAGAAUUAAAGAAGAUGGCAGAAGAAAACCAUAAUAAGGUAGAAGAAAGCCAAAAAAUAGCGGCAGAGAGCUUAAAAUAUGCUAAGGAAUUCGUUGAAAAUCAUGAGAUCGAAAAAGCUACAUGGAAAAAGGAAAAAUUAGCUAUGCAAAAAACAUUGCAAGAAAUGGUAUCAUUUGUCAAACAAGGUUACCGUCCUUGUAAGCCUUCUACGCCUAAAGUCACCCGCUCUCGUGAUACAACUAAGUGAUUUUUAUUUUCUUGGUGGUAAUUUUGUGAACAACUGGUUUUUUUUUUACAUCGUCAUUAUUGGUUCUUAUUUGAAGUAGCUUUCUUUAUAUGGGAGGUGACUUUUGAAACAAUUAGUCAUAUGAGUUAAAUAUUGUUUUUUAAUACAUUGAUACAAAUUUGAUGAUGUUUUGGAUAUUUGAAUAAAAUUAACAUUUUGGUUAUUUGAAUU